CGCAAUGUGACUAUUGGUAGGUGUAAAACAGUGUUUCCUAGAAGGUCGUGGCCACCGGCUGAACACACAGUGGGCAGCAGGUAGCAGAAACAUGGCGGAGACUGAGCUGAACGUUGACAGCAUCAUCUCUCGAUUGCUGGAAGUGCGAGGAUGUCGUCCUGGGAAGAUAGUGCAGAUGACGGAGGCAGAGGUGCGUGGGCUCUGCAUCAAGUCGAGGGAGAUCUUCCUAAGCCAGCCUAUACUGUUAGAGCUGGAGGCGCCACUCAAAAUCUGUGGCGACAUCCAUGGCCAGUACACAGACCUGCUGCGGCUGUUUGAGUAUGGGGGCUUCCCGCCCGAGGCUAACUACCUGUUCCUGGGGGACUAUGUGGACCGGGGGAAGCAGUCCCUGGAGACCAUCUGCCUGCUGCUGGCCUACAAGGUCAAGUACCCCGAGAACUUCUUCCUGCUGCGCGGCAACCACGAAUGUGCCUCAAUCAACCGCAUCUACGGCUUCUACGAUGAGUGCAAACGCCGGUUCAACAUUAAGCUCUGGAAGACCUUUACAGACUGUUUCAACUGCUUGCCCAUUGCAGCCAUUAUAGAUGAAAAGAUCUUCUGUUGUCAUGGAGGGCUGUCGCCUGAUCUGCAGUCCAUGGAGCAAAUUAGACGCAUCAUGAGACCCACGGAUGUCCCUGAUACAGGCCUGCUGUGUGACCUGCUGUGGUCGGACCCGGAUAAGGAUGUGCAGGGCUGGGGGGAGAACGACCGCGGCGUCUCCUUCACCUUCGGCGCCGACGUGGUCAGCAAGUUCCUCAACCGCCACGACCUGGACCUCAUCUGUCGAGCCCACCAGGUCGUAGAAGAUGGCUACGAGUUCUUUGCCAAGCGGCAGCUGGUGACGCUGUUCUCUGCUCCCAACUACUGCGGGGAGUUUGACAACGCCGGGGGCAUGAUGAGCGUGGACGAGUCUCUAAUGUGCUCGUUCCAGAUCCUGAAGCCCUCGGAGAAGAAAGCCAAGUACCAGUAUGGCGGGGUGACCUCGGGGCGUCCCGUCACCCCCCCUCGAACCGCUCAAGCCCCCAAGAAAAGGUGAGCAGCUGGCCCCAACCCGUCCCCCAUGCCGCGUCCAGGCCCCCCAUCCCCGACCCUGUUCCAGACACCUCCGCCUCUGCUCUCAGCCAGCAUUGUUCAGGUGUAAACUGAUCAUACCGUGUGGAAAUGAUUUGCUUGUUUGUUGGGUGUUUUCCGUUAAUUUACUCGUGUAAAGUAUUUUUUAUGCAAUAAAACGUGUUGCUUAGCCCUUAAACCAUUAGUCCUUUGAGCAAUAUGAGAUUCACCCCGUGUGGAACGGCCAAACAUGUGGAACAGAUGGCCCCGGGCCUCAUGUGUUCAUGGCAUUGUGACUUUGAGGACGGUUGUGUGGUUGCUGAGUGUGCGCUUGUGAUUGAGAAGGUGUGGCGGUUGUGCGCCAAUGAAUUCAAACUUGCGUUCCUCCAGACCAAUGGGUCUCUCCCGAAUGUGAACUCUUAUUCUGAUCCAUGUACUUUAAUGGGGUUGCCAACAUUGUCCAUACAUAUGGUGUACAGUAAAUUACACCUGUUGAUUGAUAAUAAAUGUAACCAUAAAUGACGUUGGUUAGGCCAUCUGCUUAAUGUAAUAGAUGAGCAUUAAUCAACUGGUUUUAAGAAUUAACUCCAAUUUCUUUGUUCCUCAAGUUGGAAUACAUUCCUGAUUACAAAAAUAG
Molecule: messenger RNA, 1726 nt
Organism: Gadus chalcogrammus (walleye pollock)
Lineage: Eukaryota; Metazoa; Chordata; Actinopteri; Gadiformes; Gadidae
Product: serine/threonine-protein phosphatase PP1-beta catalytic subunit-like
Exons: 8
Coding region: 92-1075 (327 amino acids)
Biological process (GO): regulation of circadian rhythm; circadian regulation of gene expression
Cellular component (GO): cytoplasm; nucleus
Molecular function (GO): protein serine/threonine phosphatase activity
Source: RefSeq, a predicted model, not a curated record